GCUCACGCUUCAAGCCCACUGUGUCAGCGCGUGUGAGUCUGUGUGCACGCGUGUGUGAGUGCUCGCUGCGCGCGCGCCAGUCCGAAGGAGCGUGUGCGCGCGCCCUCGGCUUCCCCGCACUCCCGGGCAGCCCGGAGCUGGCCGCCAGCGCCUCUUACCUCUCCGUGCCUGCCGUGCGCGCCCGGCUGUUUCUAUAGGAACCAGCAGGGCGCCCGGCCCCUCCGGCUGCGGCCCGCGCGCGAGCAUGCCCAGUGCAAGCCGCUAGUUUGGCUCGGGUCUCGGUUUCCAGUAAGUGGCAUGCGGGACUCGGGAGAGAUCCCAGGGAGCUAGCUGAGCUGAUCGCCUUUGUGUGCAGAGGGAGGAGGAGGCGGCGGCGCGACCCCACCCGGGGAGCCCCACGGCAGGAACAAUGCUAGCCUGCCUGACCCGCGGGAACUUACUGGAUGUCCUGCAGGAGGGCUUCAAUGAGCAACAGCUGCAGGCCUAUGUGGCCUGGGUGAAUGCCCAGCUGAAGAAGAGGCCAUCCGUGAAGCCUGUGCAGGACCUGCGACAGGAUCUCCGAGAUGGAGUGAUCCUGGCCUAUCUCAUCGAGAUUGUUGCAGGAGAAAAACUGAGUGGCGUGCAGUUGAGUCCCAGUAACCAACAAGAGAUGAAGGAUAACGUGGAGAGAGUGCUACAGUUUGUAGCUUCCAAAAAGAUUCGCAUGCAUCAGACUUCAGCUAAAGAUAUUGUGGAAGGAAACCUGAAGUCCAUCAUGAGGCUGGUCCUUGCCUUGGCAGCUCAUUUUAAACCUGGCUCGAGCAGGACAGUGAGCCAGGGGCGCGACUCCAGAGUCCCUGCACAGAGUCAUCAACCACACUGUGCGACGGCUGUGGCCCAAGGAGCAGCUGCUGCUCUGGCUGAUGUGUGCCGUGACAUGUCUCGGUCAGGACGGGAUGUCUUCCGGUAUAGACAGAGGAACAGCAGCAUGGACGAGGAGAUUGAGAACCCAUACUGGAGUGUUCGAGCGCUGGUGCAGCAAUACGAAGGACAGCAGCGGUCCCCAUCUGAGUCUAGCUGCUCCAGUCUGACUUCACCCAGCCCAAUCCACAGUGCAAAGAGUGAAUCCGUUAUAACCCAGUCAGAGGAAAAGGCCGAUUUUGUGAUUGUUCCCUCUGAAGGAAUAGAGAACAGAACAGACGAGACAGACUCUCCAUUAUCCCGAGACUGGAGGCCUGGGAGCCCGGGAACGUACCUGGAAACCACAUGGGAAGAACAGCUAUUGGAACAACAAGAACAUUUAGAAAAAGAAAUGGAGGAAGCAAAGAAAAUGAUUUCAGGACUACAGGCCUUACUGCUCAAUGGCUCCUUACCUGAAGAUGAACAGGAGAGACCCUUGGCCCUCUGUGAACCAGGAGUCAACCCCGAGGAACAACUGAUUAUAAUCCGAAGCCGUCUGGAUCAGAGUAUGGAGGAGAAUCAGGACCUCAAGAGGGAGCUGCUGAAAUGCAAGCAAGAAGCCAGAAACCUGCAGGGGGUGAAGGAUGCCUUGCAGCAGAGGUUGACUCAGCAGGACACAUCUGUUCUUCAGCUCAAGCAAGAGCUUCUGAGGGCAAAUAUGGACAAGGAUGAGCUACACAACCAGAACGUGGAUCUGCAGAGGAAGCUAGACGAGAGGAACCGGCUCUUAGGAGAAUACAAAAAAGAGCUGGGGCAGAAGGACCGCCUCCUUCAGCAGCAGCAGGCCAAGUUGGAAGAAGCCCUCCGGAAACUCUCGGAUGCCAGCUACCAGCAGGUGGAUCUAGAACGGGAGCUAGAACAUAAAGAUGUCCUUCUGGCUCACUGCAUGAAAAGAGAGGCAGACGAGGUGACAAAUUACAGCAGUCACAGCUCUCAGCGCAAUGGCUUUGUUCUUCCAGUAGCAGGGAGGGGUGCCGCUUCGGUCACCCACAGAGGGCCACAGACCAGUGACCUCCAGCUCGUCCGAGAUGCUCUCCGCAGCCUGCGCAACAGCUUCAGCGGCCACGAUCCUCAGCAUCACACCAUUGACAGCUUGGAGCAGGGCAUCUCCAGCCUCAUGGAGCGUCUGCAUGUCAUGGAGACACAGAAGAAACAAGAGAGGAAGGUUCGGGGCAGGUCACUCAGAACUCAAGCAAGCAGUGAAUACCGGGCAUCCUGGCCCCCUAAUUCAACAUUGCCUCACUCCCAGAGUUCUCCAGCCGUCAGCAGCACCUGCACUAAAGUGCUCUAUUUCACUGACCGGUCACUCACGCCCUUCAUGGUCAAUAUACCAAAGAGGUUGGGGGAGGUGACACUGAAGGAUUUUAAAGCAGCUAUUGAUCGAGAAGGGACUCACCGGUAUCACUUCAAAGCACUGGAUCCCGAGUUUGGCACCGUCAAAGAAGAGGUUUUCCAUGAUGACGAUGCCAUCCCUGGAUGGGAAGGGAAAAUUGUGGCCUGGGUGGAAGAAGAUCAUAGAGAGAAUUAACUGGACCUUGGACACUCCCUGGCUGCUUCUCUCAGGAAAGAGGACUAACACCAGAGUACGCUGAGAAGUUUCUAAUUCAUGCUGCCAAACAGAAGCUUCUUCAAGUAUGAUGGUCAUGGGCCAGUCCUGUUUGUGUGCCUGGCAUAUCUAGUACUUAAAAUCUGUCAAAACACAGACCAUGGGUUCAUCUGGAGCUCCUUGUCCGUGGAAACAGUGUUUUAUUCUACUCUGAGGACACCAAACCGAAGGCCUUAACCACCAGGGAUGGAUGAGCCCUCUCUUGUAGGGGCAUGGCUGCUAUUAUCUGGAACCUGGAAAUGUAUGCAUCUCUCCUUCAUGUUACAGUGUUCAUUUAAUUGGCCUCAAUGGUUGCAGCAAUCAGAGUCUCAGCAUCUGUGCUCACAGACACGGCAAAGGUACCAACUUUUCUGCCUCUUGGCAGACAUUGCAAACCAGAAGUAGCUCAUGAAGUGGUACCAAAGAUGAAAGACCAGGAAAUGGAUGAUGCUGACUUGUUGAUUGGGUUGGGGAAGGGUUGCCCAUAGUGUGCUAUACUAUGCCAAAACUAUAAUUAGGACCUUGGGCUGCCUCUUCUGGUUUUAACUGAUUCUGCAGCUUGUUCUUAGCCCAUUCAGGGCAUUUUUUCACGAACUGCUGGUUUUCUCUGGGGACUCUUUAACUUUAGAGCCAUUUUAUUUUUCUCCAAACAGAUGACUGUGUUUGAAAAGAAUAAGAAGCAAGAGGCUCCUUAAACAUCCAGGAGGACACGGAAAGGUGCUGCUGUCCAUUUCUCUGUGACUCAAACUCAUAGCAUCUCCUUUGCAUUGCAAGGGGACAGACCAUUAAUUUGUGUUUGUGAUUUGAGCACUGAGCACGACUUACUGGUCUGCUUCUCAUUUCACGGCUGGAGUUAUUUUCUGUUCCACACUCAGCCUGGGCUGUUCCUUUAGGGCACAGUGGAACCCACGGGGCACGGAGCAUGAGUUGUGAAUGGCAGGGUCGAUUCAAGUGAGCAGUCAUUUCUCAUUGCAACAUUGUCCAGUAUAGAAGCUGAAGAGUUCAACUUCCAGAGGUUCCUCAAUAACUUGGGUUUUCUCAUUCACGCACCUCGCACCAUCCACCAGUCAGUCAUGAUUAUCUAUUUAUAUAGUCCCUCAAAGCGGUCUGCAGCCACCACUGUACACUGCCAAACAGAAGAGCGGAAUAGAUGGGUCAGUCCGGGGAUCUGCCUCUCUGUUCAUCUCCCAUUUUCAGCCAUUUGAACAGACUACUCUUUGGAACUCUGAGAUAACAUCUUAUUGUUUUAUAUAGACAUGUCUUUUAAAAAUAAUUCAUGUUUGAAAAUUGCUUUGUACUCAUUUGCUUUUGUCUGAGAACCAUGUCUAUUUUUAUAACUCACGUGUGAUUUCAGUGUAAUCUCCCAUUCCCUGUACUCUGUUGAUUUUCUAGAGUGCCCAAUAGCUUUUCUACAGUCUCUUCUUACCACCUCUUGUGGUUUCAGAACAAGCUUUAUUUUGUUACAAGUACACUAAUGGCAGUCGAUUUCUGUCCAAUUCUCCCUGCUGUUUUAGUAAUGGAGUUGUUUUGUUUUUGUUUUUGUUUUUUUAGUCUAGUUGAUUGCUCUUCUAAAAGACAUGAGAUCAAAAAGACCUCUCAAAAAGAAAGUCUUUCAUGUUCGCUACCCUGGUCUUCUAUUGAAGAACAAUUUUUCAUCAGCUGUAACUAGGAAAGUUUGGGAAAGUCAGCCAUAAGCAAGGGACAACUCAUUGUGGAAGCCAACAAAGAAAACAGUAUUAUUUCCAUUUUUUCUCAAGAUGACUAGAGGGAAUAAAAGUUCGUAUAUCACCAAUUUCUCUGUUGCAUGAAUUUUAAUGUUUUGCUAUUUGACAGCAUGAAGGUGACCAGGCUAAACUUCGGUACUGUAGUCCAAUUUACCUGGAAUGUCUGUCUCUUAAACCAGAUUUCCCUUCUCCAUUUUCUUUCAACAAACAGUCUUGACAUUAUGUGGAAUUAACUUUUCAGCAAAAAUUAAAUCAGAGAAAAAGCUUCAAAGUCCUCUACAUUGUGUUUUAUUUUUUAUCACUUUUUGAAAAAGGAGCCACAUGGCCUUAGUGGCUACAUAAAAGCAGAGGUUGGAAAUGGGGAGAAGAUCGUGCACUAACCUCAUCUACCAUGGGCAAAAUGGCCAAGCAUCUCUGCUGGAGGAUGUAUUCAUCAAUCCCUGUACAUUCCAAACCAGGGAUCCUUAUUCCAGCCCAAGAUGCUGGAGUCUUCAGAGCAGGAGCAAGCAUGAAUCCAUUCUGUUCUCAAUAAUCUCCUAUUUGGCUACACUCCAUGACAGUGGUUCUCAACUUGUGGGUCAUGACCCCUUUGGACAUUAAAGGAAUCCAAGGGGUCGUCUAAGAUCAUCAGAAAACAUGAGUAUUUACAUUACUAUUCAUAACAGCAGCAAAAUUACAGUUGCAAAUUAUCAAUAAAAAUAUGUUUCUGUUGUUUUUCUCUUUUUA
This is a messenger RNA of Alexandromys fortis (reed vole), 4974 nucleotides long. RefSeq names its product DIX domain containing 1 (gene Dixdc1). Gene Ontology annotation, molecular function: frizzled binding. The record is from RefSeq and is a predicted model, not a curated record. The transcript is spliced from 20 exons. Bases 410 to 2467 code for a protein of 685 amino acids. Gene Ontology annotation, biological process: neurogenesis; canonical Wnt signaling pathway; nervous system development. NCBI's taxonomy places the organism in Eukaryota, Metazoa, Chordata, Mammalia, Rodentia, Cricetidae. Gene Ontology annotation, cellular component: cytosol.